Molecule: messenger RNA, 3912 nt
Organism: Paramisgurnus dabryanus
Lineage: Eukaryota; Metazoa; Chordata; Actinopteri; Cypriniformes; Cobitidae
Gene: zdhhc8b
Product: zDHHC palmitoyltransferase 8b
Biological process (GO): protein palmitoylation
Molecular function (GO): palmitoyltransferase activity
Source: RefSeq, a predicted model, not a curated record
CAAGCAUUGCAGUGACCUCAGCAGUGGGCUGAAUUGAGCUGGGUGGGAUUUUCAGUCUCGAAUUCUCAAACGCGCAUUCAAGGAUCCCGAUUUAACGGUGUAUAUGAAAGGUUUCACCGGCGUGAGUUAAACGGUGCGGGUUCGCGUUCGCGUUCGUGUUUGCGUGCAUCUGACGAUAGGGAUCAAAUAAACGAGGAAUGUGGGAUUUACAGAAUGCCCAACAGCGUUGGAAAGAGAUUUAAACCCACCAAAUACAUCCCGGUGUCCACUGCCGCCACUCUUCUGGUUGGAUCCACUACUUUAUUCUUUGUUUUCACGUGUCCGUGGUUAACCAAGGCUAUCUCCCCUGUUGUGCCUCUAUACAAUGGCAUCGUCUUCCUCUUUGUGCUGGCCAACUUCAGCAUGGCCACCUUCAUGGAUCCAGGAGUCUUUCCCAGAGCGGACGAAGACGAAGAUAAAGACGACGAUUUCCGUGCUCCGCUUUACAAAAACGUAGAGAUAAAGGGCAUUCAAGUGCGAAUGAAAUGGUGCGCCACGUGCCACUUCUACAGACCUCCACGCUGCUCGCAUUGCAGUGUGUGCGACAACUGUGUAGAGGACUUUGACCACCACUGCCCGUGGGUGAAUAACUGCAUCGGUCGGAGGAAUUAUCGCUAUUUCUUUUUGUUCCUGUUGUCUCUUAGUGCUCACAUGGUGGGCGUGUUUUCCUUUGGCCUGCUUUUUGUGUUACACCACCUGGAAAGGUUGAGUGAGCUCCACACAACUGUAACUCUGGUGGUUAUGUGUGUGGCCGGGCUGUUCUUCAUCCCAGUUGUGGGCCUCACUGGAUUUCACAUGGUUCUAGUGACCCGAGGACGCACCACAAACGAACAGGUAACGGGAAAGUUCAGAGGAGGAGUGAAUCCCUUCACUCGGGGUUGCUGUGGCAACGUGAAGCAUGUCUUGUGUAGUCCGCUUGUACCAAGAUAUGUUUCUGAUCCCAGGAAGAAAACACCUGUCCCUAUCAAACCACCGUUCCUCCGUCCUGACCUCCCCAACCGCCACGUCACCGUAAAAGUCAGCGACAAUGGUAUCCAUAGCAACGUCUUACUAACCAAAUCGAAAACCAGCCUGGAUGGCAUGGAUGAUAAAAGUUUAGUCGUACAGCCACCAUUGCCGCCCAAAGCAGACCGCUACAACCAGCUCAAGAGUUCACUCACUUCCAGUGAAGAGAGUUCCCUAUCCAGCAAACCCACCAAUCCAUCCACCCCAGCAAUGUACAAAUACAGACCAUCCUUCGGCACCAUGCCCAAAGUGCACUAUCACGCAACAGGAGAGAAGAUCAUAAUGUCUGAAAACGGUAAACCCUCUUCAGUUUUAGAAGAGAGAGGUCACGAUUACCGUUCAGAGCCAAAUCUGGAUCUGCCGGACUAUCGUAGCCCAUCUCUCCAUCGAACAUACCAGUCCUCCCCUUUCCAGCUGGACUCCUUCAGCACCACGUCUCGCUCGUUCAGUCUUAAACAGGGAGUAAACAGGUCUGACCGUGGACCGCUAGCAGACGGCAAACCUGAAACGGUCACCUCCACCCCUCACAAAGGAGUCUUUUCCCCUGGAACCCUGUCUGGACGUAACGGCAGUCUCUCCUACGAUAGCUUGCUGACCCCCAGUAUAACACCUUCCGUGGGUGAGUGUGCCGCCCACCCAGGUGUGCCCUCUAUGGGAUUUCACUCACCCUACCUGCCCACUAAAAUGUGUCACGUACGAGGGCCCGAGUUUCAACGGCAUGCCGGCCAAUCAUCCUACAGCCCUGUGCAUGUUGGUGCGAUGUACGGCCGCCAGUCCCCACACUCGAGAGACCGAGAGCGAGACCCCUCCCCAGUACGUUAUGACAACCUCUCCAAAACCAUUAUGGCCUCCAUCCAGGAAAGAAAAGAACUCGAGGAGAGAGAGAAGCUCAUGCACACCCAAGCAUCAAUGGCUUACGCCAAUGAUUCGGGUGUGUUUGAUACCUGUUCUGGCGCCGCCUAUGGACUUCCACACGGGGUGUGCUACCCCGAUGGCCUGAGAGGUCCCAGCUCCAGGGAGCCCACUCCUCCCGUGUGCGGGUCUCGGGAUAACUUGAUAGGAGUUGUGGGAUACCCUCCCCGAACCCCUGCUCUUCGUUCCUCUGCCUCCUCGCUGAUCAGAGCGCCGAGGACUUCCACGACUUCUCUCCACACAGAUGGAAGCAAUGGAGGGAAUAUGCAGGGACGAACGACAGAAACUCAGUAUCGCUCUCCGUUACACCAGACGCGUCAGUCCCCGACCACCGUGCCCCGAUCUCCCUCAUACACGCACCAGAAGGUCGCCUUUAUUAGCGCCCUGGAGAGGGCUGAGUCACCACAUCUGGGUACAAGAGAGGACCGUGGUCAGGGUAGAGUCAACGGACACCUGAAGCACGGCCUAGCGCGUGACUGCCAUCUAGGGACACCUUCAGGAACUCCACUGAGUCCCAGCAGGCACACCAAUGUCAAAAAAGUCACAGGCGUUGGUGGAACUACAUAUGAGAUAUCUGUUUGAUGGACAACCGUAAGGAAAGCUGUACACUCCCUAGAAGGAAAAGCACUGCCAUGGCAAAUCCAUCUUCAGUUGUACUCAAGGAAAGAGUCUUUAUAUUGCUAUAUAAAAUUAUGCUUUGACUGACCAGUCAAAAACGACACUCUGUGACCGGUCUCACGGAAGAAGAUUGCCGGCAACUUUCCAUGUGGCCCAGUGUAAAAUAUAAUAUAACAGAUGCCACUUCGACAAAGGUGCCUCUUGUGGAGCAUUCAGGUCACACAGAGAUCACACACACAACAGAAAUACUGGUGUAAUAGCUUAAAAUGGAAAUGUACAAAACCAUUAAGGGCUGAAUAUGUACACUGUUGGUUCAAUUAUUUGUGUUUAUAUUAAAAUUCAAAGGUCACUUAUUAAAUGCAAAGGUGCUCAGUAUGAUGAUUAUUCUUUGCAGUAUAGGUCUAUAUGAAUGUGACUGUGUAUGUACAUGCUCGUGACACCAUUACUGAUCAUUCAAACGAUCAGGGUUUCCCCCAUUCAUUUCAUACCCUGUUACUGGUCUCCAAACAAACCAUGACAGCACUUGUGUAGUGAUAAAAACCUACACAGAAGUUAUUUUCUAAUGUAAGCCUAUAAGCUGCCAUUGUGAUAGACAUACGUGUAUGUAAUAUUAUUGAGUGAAUAUUAAAGAAAAUGUUAAAAGAUAAGUAUGUUGCCUGGACGAAUACUGGCCAUUGUUACAUUUUUCAAACUUUGUUAAAAGUGUUUUAUAGUCGAAGAGUUAGUGGAAAUAUUAAACAAGCUCUUCAGCUUUGAUGGUAAAUCCUGUUACCUUUAUAUUUGGAGUUGAUUUUGAUAUAUACAGGUGUAUUUAAGUUUAUGUUUUUGUAAUUUCAUUUAGGUGUGUAGAGUAAAAAGUGAUUGCUAUAUCCCAAAGAGGAUUAUGAGGAUGAAUCAAUACACUUCAUUUCUUUUGUUUUUGUAACUUUGUGCUUUUUCUGUCUUUUAGUAGUUUGGUAUAUAUCACUUUUCAUACUGAAGUUCAGAUCAGAAGUGGGUGUUUGUAUUUUGUGUGUUUUUUAUUUUAUAUUUUAUAAUUUAUUUGUACAAAUUAGUAUGCAUUGUCAUUGUUUAAGUGUGAAAGUAGUACUUUUUAUUUUAAUCCUAGUGAAAGAACAUUGAAACCGAAUGAUGUGGUGUUGUUAAAGGUUUAGGGGAUAACAAUCAAGAUCAAGCCAUUAAGUAAAAUGCUUUGUUAUUGAAACAAUGGAUCCAUUUGAGAUACUUUAAAGGGACACUCCACUUUUUUUGAAAAUAUGCUCAUUUUCCAGCUCCUCUAGAGUUAAACAUUUGAUUCUUACCGUUUUGGAAUCCAUUCAGCUGAUCUCCAGGUAUGGC